Molecule: messenger RNA, 2298 nt
Organism: Fibroporia radiculosa
Lineage: Eukaryota; Fungi; Basidiomycota; Agaricomycetes; Polyporales; Fibroporiaceae
Exons: 6
Coding region: 1-2298 (765 amino acids)
Biological process (GO): protein phosphorylation
Cellular component (GO): nucleus
Molecular function (GO): ATP binding; cyclin-dependent protein serine/threonine kinase activity
Source: RefSeq, a predicted model, not a curated record
AUGCCCAGGACGCCCCCCAAACGCUCUGCAUCCACAUCUCCAGACGAUGCAAGACCAUCCAAGCGGCUGGCCACCUCUUCCCCAGAGGAGGGUGAGCUAGAUGACGUGUCGCCGCUGCCUGCGCGGCCAGCCACUCCGCCGAAGACGAAGGUUCCGUUCCCAUUCAAAAGAAAACCGACAAAUCGUGAUGAUAAGCCGGGAGGAUCUUCAGUUGGGGAUGAAAAGGCUAGAGGUGCGCCGAUGGCUUAUGUGAGGUCAGAGGAGGAAUACAGACACAGAGAAGACGAGCGGAGGUGGAUGCAUCCACGACCGUCACGACACGAUUCUCAAGCUGUUUCAAUGAGAGGGGAUCGCUGGGAGCCAUCCAUGGGCCGGUAUGAGCAUAGCUCUCGUUUGAGAUGGGAUUACCACGAAUACCCUUCGGCUCCUUACUACCACUCUCGUGGUGGCGACCGUGGCUCACCGGAACGGUGGGAGUACCCGCCCCGGACGUCAGUUUCCCCUCAUCGUGACCAGCCGCAUCGCGCGUCGUCUCGCUCACCUUCUUCUCCCCGCUCUCGCUCGCCAUUAUCCCCCGUUGUCACCAGAGAGAAACACCGCCUACCACCUCCGCGCAGAAUAACCGAGGACCUCGCAACACUUUCGGAAAGUUACUAUGAUGGUCGGAGUGAUUCGGGAAAGCGGAGUCGUAGUAGAGAACACCCUCGCAGCCCACAUGACCGUGCCCAUGGUGGGGACGACUGGUCACGUCAGCAUGGACGAGAGGCGGAUAGGUAUGUUCACGACGAUGACCGAUACCAUCGGCCGCGCGACGAUGACAGAGACGACUGGCGGCGAGAUAGGUUACGAUAUGAUGAUCGCGCAGAGCCGCAGCACUAUUCCCGUCGCGGGAUGGACAGCUACCGUCCAAUUUCUCCAGGAGCAGAAACCCCUCGGCCCCUCUCACCGCACUCGCCACCUCACAAUGGGAUCACCGGGCACACUUCACCAUCCCCUCCCGAGUCUCCGCCACCCCCGCCGCCUCCGGAAGGACGUAAGGACCGAGUCCUGCCUACUGACCAUGCUACAAUCAAAAUAACGCUCAAGAAACCUCCUGCGCCUCUUAACACCCAUUCACCUCCCUCAUUUCCAUUGUUGGCUGCUUCGGCGAAGGAUGCGGAAGUAAGGCAGGACGAUGCGUCCAAGCAGGACGAUCUUAGAGAACCUGGUGAGGUGAAGGCCGUGGUGCAGAGGCCGAAACGGAAGGUGGUUGUAAGGACACGGGACGAGGAAGCCAAGGCGUACGGUAGGAUGUUCAUGGGCUGUGGACGGCAUGACGACUAUGAUGUCUUGACCAAACUGGGAGAAGGAACAUUUGGGGAGGUUCACAAAGCUAUACACCGCGAGAAGGGCCAUGCCGUUGCACUCAAACGCAUCCUGAUGCAUAAUGAGAAGGAGGGAAUGCCUGUGACAGCCUUGCGAGAAAUCAAAAUUCUCAAGGCUUUGCAGCAUCCUUGCAUCAUUGAAAUUUUGGAUAUGUUCGUGAUGAAGAGCAAGGGUAAGGACUCGCCGUUGUCGGUGUACAUGGUCUUUCCGUACAUGGACCACGACCUCGCCGGCUUGCUCGAGAACGAGCGGGUGAAGCUGACUCCAAGCCAGAUCAAAUUGUACAUGAAACAGCUAUUGGAAGGCACGGAGUACAUGCACCGGAAUCAUAUCCUUCACCGUGACAUGAAGGCAGCGAAUCUGCUCAUCUCAAACACCGGGUCGCUCAAGAUUGCGGACUUUGGUCUCGCGCGGGCGUAUGAUCCCAGCAUCGUUGACGUGAAGGAGGAUUUUCGCGGUAAGGAGCGCAAGUAUACGAACUGCGUUGUCACACGGUGGUAUCGCCCGCCUGAACUCCUGCUCGGCGCUCGUCAGUAUGGUGGAGAAGUCGACAUGUGGGGGAUCGGCUGCGUCUUGGGGGAGAUGUUCUGGCGGAGGCCAAUUCUUCCGGGAUCUUCGGAUCUGGACCAGGUAGACAAGAUAUGGCAGCUUUGCGGUUCGCCCUCGCAGCAGACCUGGCCCGGGUAUGACGCCUUGCCGGGAUGUGAGGGAGUAAAACGGUUCAAGCCAUACAGCAGGCGGUUGAGGCUUGUUUACGAAGACAUUGGGGCCGAGACAGUUGACCUGCUGGACAAGCUCCUCACCUGCAACCCGCGAGAGCGAAUUACCGCAGAAAAGGCCCUUGACCACCAAUACUUUUGGUCGGAUCCUCUACCGGCUGAUCCCAAGACGUGCGUAUUUUUUUCCGCCGCAUUCACCGUAUUCCUCGUCUAA